GAGCCAUGAUGCGCGCCGGAGCCACCGUCAUGUCCACGAACGCCGGGGAGACCGUCGCGGUCUCCGGCCGGUCUCCAGGCGAGCCUGGAACAGCCGCUGCUGUGCAGCGUCAGACUCUCCAGGCUCUACUCCUCACCGCGUUCCCACCUACAAAAGACCUCGCCUGCGGUCUGGGAGCGUCAAAGGUACUUCUAUCGCACGUCCAUUUCCUUCCUGCCGUACCUCCUCACCGUAAUGGGCCGCUGGACGCAGUAUGACGAGGACGAGUACCGCUUGCCCGAGGGCAUGAAGCGGGUAGGAUACGACUCUGACACGAGCAAAUAUUAUUACCGAGACGCAGAUGGAACGCUCUGGGAGGGCCCAGCAGGCGCGGACUACGGAGAGCUCACGCAAGUAUCCAGUGCGCCUAUUGUGCUUGACGAUGACGGACAUGCCAGUGACGAAGACCUGGAGGCAGCCCCGACUCGGGCAGACGGCUACAAGCCGCUGGCGAGCGAUGCGAACCAGUCCCCCCAUUUCAUGUCCAGCGGUAACAGGCAUGCGUAUCGCAUGCUCUUCCCGUUCUUCCUCCUCGUCGCCGUCGCGUUGCUCCUUGUAAUCCGGCUCGCGUUCUACAGCACGAGCUCCGACCCUCCCCCACCCAACUCCGCGCUCUGCCCCAACGAGAGCGAGCCCGUUAACGUCAAGGCGGGCGACACCUGCUGGAAGCUGUCGCAGGCGCGUAACAGCACGCUGGAGGAGUUCCUCAACUUGAAUCCCACCGUGGAUUGUAACAGUUUAAUGCCUGGUCAAAACGUUUGCUUACCCACGCCCCAGAAUGCAGACUAGGUUUCUGGUCUGCGUUCUUUCGCCCUUUUGCUUCAUGAUGAUGCUGUCCACUCACUCAUACACAUUGUACCAUAGUGUCCACCCGUAAUACCUGUGUACUGUACGGGCCGCAGAUCAACUGCGAACCCUACGUCUCCUACUUAGCCUGCGACACCUAUGGAAUGCCACGUUUGUUUCGGUCUCGUCGUUCCAUUCUGAACUGAGUGUAACGGGGGCGGCAGUGUCCACACGGAUUAAUCCAAACCUAUGGCAACCUGCAUCCAAGUUGUGUAUAUACUCAGUGACAUGCUGUGGUGAAUCCAGGACGCGCAAGACCCAUGUAGAGCUCAGGCAGGCGUCUUCACAAAGCAUAAUAGACGGAUGGUCAUCGUAGACCCUGU
This is a messenger RNA of Fomitopsis serialis, 1208 nucleotides long. RefSeq lists its product as uncharacterized. The record is from RefSeq and is a predicted model, not a curated record. The transcript is spliced from 5 exons. The coding region runs from base 235 to 828 and encodes 197 amino acids. Lineage: Eukaryota; Fungi; Basidiomycota; Agaricomycetes; Polyporales; Fomitopsidaceae.